AUGGGAGCGUAUCUUCCUCUUACCAAAAUACCCAUCGGUGUAAUGCGUCUCCCAGGAGACCCUCACAAGGUAACUAUGCAAUCCCGCCUCCUGAUGUCGGCUUUACAUGACCUCUCAACCUGUAUCCGCGAAUUUGGGUAUGCGUGUUACCUCAAUGGCCAUGGAGUCGUUCCCUGGUACGUAUUUGGUUCUCCCCAAGUUCCUCUGGUACAUUGCUGUAUCCGUUAUACAGUCAUCCCCGUACAUGUUGGUUUGAAAGUGGACGACCUUGGGGAGCAGCCUUGUAAAGAUGGACUGUUGAAGAAGCAACCUAGCGGCGGUUACGUCUUCUCCAAAUGUGUUGCAGAUGUUCGUCCUUGCAAAGUCGUCAUUGAGGAGCCCCAGUCUGGCUUUCACCCAGAAGCUGAGAUAGGCAAUGAGCAAUGGACGUUUGGCCAGCGCGCUUCUUUCUGA
Molecule: messenger RNA, 453 nt
Organism: Guyanagaster necrorhizus
Lineage: Eukaryota; Fungi; Basidiomycota; Agaricomycetes; Agaricales; Physalacriaceae
Exons: 2
Coding region: 1-453 (150 amino acids)
Source: RefSeq, a predicted model, not a curated record